UUAACUAUGCAAAUGUUGAUGGAAGUGAAGGAGAUGAAGAAGUUGAAGUCUAUGAAGCAAUUAGAAAUAAACCAUCCAACUCUCGACAACAAGGACCUAUUACCCGCUCCAUGAAAAAGAAAUCACCUGAGAAUACUGAACCUAAAAUCUUAGUUGACUUUGAAACUAAUCCCUAUGAAUCAAAUGAUGAAGUAAUGGAGGAAGUUCGACCAAAAACUACACCAGUAAACAAGCCCGAUCUUGAUGAAGUUGAAACCUACUUUUCUGAAACUUCUGACUAUUGGGAUGAAGACCAAUUAUAUGAAAAUCCUUGGCAAAAUGAAAAAUCUAAUACCUCCGAUGAAUAUAGAGAAGUAAAAAUGUGUGGCACUGAUGAAAAUCCCGCCCUGUAUUUAACUGAAACUGUUAAACCCGAAAAACCUGAAAAGACCACUCACCAAACUGGCAUCUUGAAUGAAAACCAGGAAUCAGCCGCUGACAAAUUAUUUACUGAGUUCGCCGAUGU
Dentiscutata erythropus is the source of this 505-nucleotide messenger RNA. The record is from the annotation of a GenBank genome assembly. NCBI's taxonomy places the organism in Eukaryota, Fungi, Glomeromycota, Glomeromycetes, Diversisporales, Gigasporaceae.